This is a messenger RNA of Carassius auratus (goldfish), 1665 nucleotides long. RefSeq names its product natriuretic peptides A-like. Bases 53 to 454 code for a protein of 133 amino acids. The transcript is spliced from 2 exons. Gene Ontology annotation, molecular function: hormone activity; hormone receptor binding. The record is from RefSeq and is a predicted model, not a curated record. NCBI's taxonomy places the organism in Eukaryota, Metazoa, Chordata, Actinopteri, Cypriniformes, Cyprinidae. Gene Ontology annotation, cellular component: cytoplasm; extracellular region. Gene Ontology annotation, biological process: negative regulation of systemic arterial blood pressure; receptor guanylyl cyclase signaling pathway; neuropeptide signaling pathway.
AGCAGACAGACGGCCAGCUCAGAGAGGAAGAGCCCGCAGCCCGCAGACAGAGAUGAUCAGAGGACUUAUUCUCACAGGACUACUGGUCCUGCUUCGGCACCAGAUGGAUGUACACGCGCACAUGCUGAGCAGACACAGUCCCGUCACCAACAUGGCCAAGCUGAAGAGCUUGCUGCAGCAGUUUGAGGAGGCCCUGGCCGCAGAAGAGGCUCCUGAGAGAGCCGUCGAUUAUGAGGACAGCAACACGGCACUGGAGCAGAGCCCGGCUUCUGCGUCCUGGGACAGAGACAGAGAGGAGGACAGCAACCCCUCGGAUGGUUUAGAGACACAGAGAAAGCACCUCAUAGAUCUCCUCAUGUCAACCCGGAGCAAAAGCCUGUCUGGCUGUUUCGGGGGACGGCUGGACCGCAUAGGGUCCUCCAGCACCCUUGGGUGCAACUCUCAAAAAGGUUAGCUAUGAUGAGUGAAACAGUGACACUGAGAUUGCAAUAUAUAUUUAUGAUAUAUAUAAAUUAUUUUACAUGAGGGCAGUUAUCCAUGAAGCUUUUAGGUAAAAUGUACAUGUAUCUAAGAGAGGGAAAAUAUCCCAAUAAAUCUAAGCUAAGGUUUUGUAACUUUCACCGUUUGUUCCUCCAGUUUUUAUUUACCUUUGUCUUUACAAGUAAUUUUACAUAGUUCUGUGUGUCAAAUGAACUCAAAUAUCACGUUAACUGUGAGGGGGGAAAAAAACGAAAGAAAAAACAAAUGUUGAAAAUGUAAAAGAUACUGGUGAUUUUCUGUCAGGAUAUUAUCUAGGCCUCAUUAGUUAAAGCAAGAACUAACCUUAACUAACAAUGAGCAAUGCAUUUAUUACAGUAUUGAUAUCACAGUUAGAUAAUAAAAAUACAACUGUUCAUUGUCAGUUCAUGUUGACUUAUGUCCAUUAGUUUAUUUUAACAAAUAUAACUUUUGAUUUUAAUAAUGUAAAAUAUAACAUUGUUUUCAUGUUAACAGAACCUUAUUUUGAAGUGCUGCCUAUAAAACACAAUAUAAUCUGUUAUUCAAAAUGUUUUGAGAAAAAAAAAAAAAAAAAAAACCUGUGAAAAAUAAACAGGGAACAUGUAUUUAUGUUAACAUAUUAACAGCACAUCGGGCUUUCGUAUGUUAUAAUAUAAUAACAUUGGGCCUUUUGUAGUAUAAACAUCAGUGUAGUAUAAAUAUGAGCUCAUAAAAUGGCAUGCAUGUAAUUAUGGUCGACACAGAAAACACAUUUCUAGAGUAGAAAACGAAGAUGAACUUAGAAUGUUACAAAAUACAUGUUAAACGGAAACUGUGUGGAAAUGAAUGUAACAUGGAAAUUAAACCAGCAAGACUUUGUCUAUAUUUUGCAAUGCCUGUUGUGCUUUGUCAUCUGAUGGUUCAUAUUUGUUUGAUGUAUUUAUUAUGUGCAAGUAGUUGAGUGCUAAUAAGUUUGUAUAAAUGCAAUAUAUGUCAAAAAUCACGAGCGUGAAUAAUGUUUAACAUAUUCUGCAUUCAUUUAUGAGGUCAAUGAGAUUGUAAUACUGCAAUUCUGCUUUUAAUGAAGAAUAACAAACCCAGAUAAACAUGAAUUGCUACAGUAUUUGUUAGUGCUGUUAUUCCCCUUGUCACAAGCCAAAACUGUACUUAGAAAUAAAAUGUAAUAUA